Messenger RNA from Gloeophyllum trabeum ATCC 11539, 1042 nucleotides. RefSeq lists its product as uncharacterized. The transcript is spliced from 7 exons. The coding region runs from base 180 to 908 and encodes 242 amino acids. The record is from RefSeq and is a predicted model, not a curated record. Lineage: Eukaryota; Fungi; Basidiomycota; Agaricomycetes; Gloeophyllales; Gloeophyllaceae.
UUUGCGUGCCACCGCCCAAUGGCCGACCCGACGUGAAUUGAAUGUUACUGCCUAUACAUAGCCAGUUCACCUGAACUAGUCCUCCGUGGCAUACCCCCGUCUUUAGCUCGCUCCUCUCAUCUCCGGCUCUGGUAGCCUGGCUGGCUGUAUCCUCUUGAGAACGUUAAUGCAAACCCUGGAUGUCUUCGCCUGUAUUUCUACGAGUCAGGGGCAUCGCCUUCACUAUUGUAUCGUUUACCAGUCUAGUGUGGAUUGUAUUAUUAUGCCUGGAGAUAUUCCUACGUUGGGAUGUUUCUGACCCUCAACAACGAUCAUUCGCAGUCCUCCUUCUCAUCGUCAACACUAUCACGAUUGUCAUGCUCCCGCUCUUAAUCUUGACUAGAUUCCGAGUAUGGCUGGAUGCUGCACGCCUAUUGUUUCUCCUCAUGGCACAUAUCGGAGUGGCCGUGGCCUACGUCGCCUGGACGCCGAAAUUUCACUGUCCUGAUCAAACGCCUGACCAGCAAGGCGUCUGCAUGUUGGUUAACAUGUACAUCUUAAUAGCCAGCUGGGUGAAUCCGGCUUUCCUUUUGACCUAUGCUGCCUUUCUGAUUAUUAUGGUGCUUCGAUCUCCGCUUCCUCUCGAUGCCGAGCCGACCCCGGAGGAUGAUCUGGAGAAGGCAAAAGGGCGGGCGUCCACUCUCCCGUUACAAGGAGUUGGGGAUAGCGGAGCUGCACCAACCAGUGAGAUACGCGACAGCUCGCAGAGAUUGAAGGAUCUGCUGAAUGCUGUGUUCCCUGAUAGUCCCGCAACUGCUGAGCGGGACUCUACUUCCCCGAUGAGAAGUGACAAUCGCAAAUCCGCGAGCAGCAUCAAGCGUGACAGGUUGUCUAAACCUUUGCCGGCCUCCUACUUCUACAAUCAGUAGGACGUGUGAUAUGUAGUGUUUGUAUCCUUGGUAUGCUUAUCAUACAAUGCUACACAGCCCGGCAGUAUUUGUACAAAUGUUGCGUCAAAAUCCGGAAUCAAACGUUUGCGCUGAGAUUGCCAAACAGGAGCAAG